Molecule: messenger RNA, 8651 nt
Organism: Myiozetetes cayanensis
Lineage: Eukaryota; Metazoa; Chordata; Aves; Passeriformes; Tyrannidae
Gene: ABL2
Product: ABL proto-oncogene 2, non-receptor tyrosine kinase
Exons: 11
Coding region: 473-3880 (1135 amino acids)
Biological process (GO): protein phosphorylation; regulation of apoptotic process
Molecular function (GO): ATP binding; protein binding; non-membrane spanning protein tyrosine kinase activity
Source: RefSeq, a predicted model, not a curated record
UGUGUUUUCACUAACAUCCUUUCCUGUUGAUUCACGUAAACAGUGCUCCAGGAGUGGUAUGUGGAGUGGAAAAGUGAAUCAAUCUGGGCGGUCCCUGUAACGGGUGAUCUGCUUUGUAAUUUGUGCAAAGGAAUUUCUCCAAGGAAACUGUUUGCUUUCUUCCCAAACACUUUGUUGCCUAACUCUUCGUGGAACAAAACUCUGUCUCUGUAGCUCAUCUCAAAAUCGUUUCAACUUGCAGCCCACAUCCUCUGUUUGCUCAGCAUUCCCUGGAAAGCUCCACCCUCACUCCCAGCUAAUAACCACGUUCACCCACAGCUCGAUUUUCCCAGUCUCUCCUUUGCCCUCCCGGGAGCACUUCCUUUCCCACUGGCCCCAGCCUUGUGAGCAGCUGGUGAAGGCCUCUGUGCUGGCAGUGGCAGCCCGGGAUUUGUCCUGCCAAGCAGCCUCUUUUCCCGCUGGGAAGCACAUCAUGAGCGUGGGGACAGUGCUCUUCCAGUCCAGCAGCUAUGGCAAAGAGGGGAGGCUGCUCUGCUGCCUCGGCGAGGGAGCCUCUGAGCCUGGCAUGAGCUUCUCAGAGGCCCUGCACCGCCCCUACGGCUGUGACGUGGAACCCCAGGCACUGAACGAAGCCAUCAGGUGGAGCUCCAAGGAGAACCUGCUCGGAGCCACUGAGAGCGACCCCAAUCUCUUUGUUGCACUUUACGAUUUUGUAGCAAGCGGAGACAACACCCUCAGCAUCACCAAAGGUGAGAAGUUGCGAGUCCUGGGUUAUAACCAGAAUGGCGAGUGGAGCGAGGUACGUUCGAAGAAUGGGCAGGGCUGGGUACCAAGCAACUACAUCACACCAGUGAACAGCCUGGAAAAGCACUCCUGGUACCACGGGCCGGUGUCCCGCAGUGCAGCAGAGUAUCUACUGAGCAGCCUCAUCAACGGCAGCUUCCUGGUGCGGGAGAGCGAGAGCAGCCCGGGGCAGUUGUCCAUCUCGCUCAGGUACGAAGGACGUGUUUACCACUACAGGAUCAACACCACCUCGGAUGGGAAGGUCUAUGUGACAGCAGAAAGCCGUUUCAGCACCCUGGCAGAGCUCGUGCACCAUCACUCAACCGUAGCAGAUGGCCUGGUGACAACUCUGCACUACCCAGCACCCAAGUGCAAUAAGCCCACUGUCUAUGGAGUGUCCCCCAUCCAUGACAAGUGGGAGAUGGAGAGGACUGACAUCACCAUGAAGCACAAGCUCGGGGGAGGGCAGUAUGGCGAGGUGUAUGUGGGGGUCUGGAAGAAAUACAACCUCACUGUUGCUGUGAAAACAUUAAAGGAAGAUACCAUGGAGGUGGAAGAGUUCUUGAAAGAAGCUGCUGUGAUGAAGGAGAUCAAGCACCCAAACCUGGUGCAGUUGUUGGGUGUGUGUACCCUGGAGCCACCCUUCUACAUCGUGACGGAGUACAUGCCAUAUGGGAACCUGCUGGACUAUCUGCGGGAUUGCAACCGGGAGGAAGUGAGUGCUGUUGUGCUGCUCUACAUGGCCACCCAGAUCUCCUCUGCCAUGGAGUACCUGGAGAAGAAGAACUUCAUUCACAGGGACCUGGCAGCACGGAACUGUUUAGUUGGAGAAAACCACGUGGUGAAGGUGGCUGACUUUGGCUUAAGUCGACUCAUGACGGGUGACACCUACACAGCCCACGCCGGGGCCAAGUUCCCCAUCAAGUGGACGGCUCCCGAGAGCCUGGCCUACAACACCUUUUCCAUCAAAUCAGAUGUGUGGGCCUUUGGGGUGCUGUUAUGGGAAAUUGCUACCUAUGGGAUGUCACCGUACCCAGGCAUCGACCUCUCUCAGGUGUAUGAUCUGCUGGAAAAGGGCUAUCGGAUGGAACAGCCGGAGGGGUGCCCUCCCAAGGUGUAUGAACUCAUGAGGGCAUGCUGGAAGUGGAACCCACCAGACCGACCUUCCUUUGCUGAGACCCACCAGGCCUUUGAAACCAUGUUCCACGACUCAAGCAUCUCAGAGGAGGUAGCAGAGGAGCUUGGAAGAACAGCCUCCUCCUCAUCCAUAGUUCCUUACCUGCCCCGCUUACCAAUGCUUCCCUCCAAGACCAGAACACUGAAGAAACAGGCGGAGAACAAGGAGAACAUUGAAGGAACACAGGAUACUGUGGAGCACUCGGCUUCCAGCUCAGCACCAGGUUUCAUCAGAAGCACACAACCAAUAACUGGGUCUCCUGCGCUGCCCCGCAAGCAGAGGGACAAGUCACCCAGCAGCCUGCUGGAGGAUGCCAAAGAGACCACGUUCACCAGGGACAGAAAAGGUGGCUUCUUCAGCUCCUUCAUGAAGAAGAGGAAUGCUCCCACGCCUCCCAAGCGCAGCAGCUCCUUCCGGGAGAUGGAGAACCAGCCCCAUAAGAAGUACGAGCUGACGGGUAACUUUUCCUCUGUUGCUUCCUUGCAGCACGUGGACGGGUUCUCCUUUGCUCCCACGCAGCAGGACACGAGCCUGGCACCCCCCAAGUGCUAUGGAGGGGGCUUUGUGCAGAGGACCUUCUACAACGACGAUGGCACAGGGCCCAGCACUGGCGGGGCCGUGAGCACCAGUGGAGGGUGGUCGGGCAUCACUGGUUUCUUUACACCACGCUUGAUUAAAAAGACACUGGGUUUACGAGCAGGAAAACCCACUGGCAGUGAAGAAGCUUCAAAGCCUUUUCCAAGGUCAAACUCUACAUCUUCCAUGUCCUCAGGGCUUCCAGAGCAGGAUAGGAUGGCAAUGACCCUUCCCAGAAAUUCACAGAGGUCAAAAAUUCAGCUGGAACGGACUGUGUCCACCUCCUCUCAGCCCGAUGAGAGCACGGGGAGGGCCAAUGACCUGCUUCCCAAAAGGUUUGACGAAGGCCCUGCUUUGACCAGAGAGAGACCAAAAGCAAAGCUCUUGCCGAGGGGUGCCACAGCACUCCCCUUCCGAACUCCCUCCACACUGGAAGAAAAGGAGGGUCCAGGGCUAGCAGCAGCUCCUAAGGGAAAAGAAAAAAACAGUGGCCCACGACAGGGGGCCCUUGAGGAUGGCGAGAGGCCGGGGUGGUCAUCUCCAGGCAAGGCUGCAGCAAUACUUCCAACCACUCAUAACCACAAAGUGCCAGUCCUAAUCUCACCCACUCUAAAACACACUCCAGCAGACGUGCAGCUCAUUGGCACAGACUCUCAGGGUAAUAAAUUUAAGCUCUUAUCUGAGCAUCAGGUCACUUCUUCCGGCGACAGGGACCGGCCCAGACGGGUAAAACCAAAGUGUGCUCCACCUCCACCACCAGUGAUGAGGCUCCUCCAGCAGCCGGCUGCCGGCUCCGACACAGCGGAAGAGCUGAGCCCCGCGGCGGGAGCGCAGCACGGACUGGAAUCGAGUGAAGGGAGCAAGAAGGCGGCAGCAGCAGCAGCACCUGUUGGUGGGAAAGCUGGGAGGCCCGUGAUGCCUCCACCUCAAGUGCCUCUGUCAUCGUCUUCCACGUCCCCAGUGAAGAUGGCCAACGGCACGGCUGGCACGAAGGUGACGCUGAGAAAGACCAAACAGACAGCUGAGAAAAUCCCCGCAGACAAGAUCAGCAAGGAGGCGCUGCUGGAGUGCGCGGAUCUGCUCUCCAGUGCCAUUGCCGAGCCCACCCCCAACAGCCAGCUGGUGGACACGGGGCACCAGCUGCUGGAUUACUGCUCAGGCUACGUGGACUGCAUCCCGCACACCCGCAACAAAUUCGCCUUCCGGGAGGCCGUGAGCAAACUGGAACUCAGCCUGCAGGAGCUGCAGGUGUCCUCGACGGCCACCGGCGUCCCCGGGGCAAACCCCGUCCUUAAUAACUUAUUGUCAUGUGUCCAAGAAAUCAGCGACGUGGUGCAAAGGUAGCUACUUGUCCAUCUGGGUAAGAGAAACACUCACGGGGAGGGGGGGACUUUUUUUCUGUACUGAUGCUUUCAAAAGGAAAGACUGAUACUUGAGUAUGUGAAGUACCUCAGAUCACUGAGUUCUCCUCACGUUUACAGGUUCAUCUCAAAGAAAUGGGGAUGGAGAGGGUAGAUUAAAGCUGUAAGGGGCAAACAUCGAGGAUCUGUCUCCACCUAAUCAGGCUGAUCUGCUUGGUAUGGCAAGGGAAGGCAGUUUCUUGCUCCUCCCUUGGAGAGGCAGCAGAACCGAUAGCAGGUUCUUGCUCUGGGAAGGAUGGUUGAUGUGGCAGCCAGAGUACUGGGGUGGCUGCAGGCUGCUCUGCUGCACAGAUCCUGCCCUGUCUGCACUCACGGGUGCUUUGCUCUCCCAACAAGGCAAAGGAAAAGCACUGGGGCUCCACUGGUACCGACGGCCGAGCAGUCGGAGACGGAGGGGCUCCCGGGGGGGGUCACGUGCAGCUGGGGGGAAGGUCUAAUGCACUGACAGUGUUCAGAGCUGCUGGAGGUGGAUGUACUAGCCUGGAUGGCUUAACUUCCACAGCACUGUUGCUGCUGUAAUGAGAACUGCAAAGUUAGUUAAUAUAUGAAACUAUCCCUUUUCCCUCCUGUCCACCUCAUCCACCACAUGUUCUCAUCAUCAUUGUGUCGGAAGCGUCAGGGAUGCUGGGCAGACUUACCACUGGAAUACCCCCUUCCCCACCACACAGCCUUCACUCACUGAUACCUAUUUCUAGUGGUCUAGCACGGGUGCUGCUUGAUGGUCGUUUUUGAGUAGUUUGGGGCUUUUGCACAACUUGCCAGUGUUGUUGUUGGUGUGGGUGGGUUGUUUCUUUUUUAAGCUCUAGGUUGUUUUUAACUUGUUACCAGGUUGACUCCCCAUUUCAGUUUGAUCCCCUUGAGGACCCACUAUAGGUCAGGGUCCCACUAUAGGAGCCUCUGCCACCCCUGGCUGUUCUCCACAUUCCUUUAGCAGUCCCAGCACUGCAGGGCAAGCUGGAGAGCCAGGAAGUACAGCCCGGCUUGCCCCCCACAGGGAUUCCCCGGAACUGUCCCCACUCUUCACACUGCCAGAUUCCUGAGAUUUGUUCUAGCCCUUACCGGUCUCACAGGCUUCCAGCUUUCCCUGCAUCCAAGGGUGACAAAGUGUGGCAGCACACAGGGGAACCACAAGCAUCUCUAUUUAUUUAUUCCUGUAUUUUAAAGGCUAGACCAGAAUCCUGUGCUGUGCUGUAGGGAACAUGUGCAUAAACUGUGCACUCCUCUGCUGAGAGGUGACAACAGAAGUUAUGGCUCUGCCUUGAAAGGCCACCACUGGGUCUCUGAUGCCUUCUCACAGUCCCAGAGCGAGAGCAGCCGAGUGGUUGACAUUAUCUCCCUUGGUCCUGUACUGUUUGUAGGCUACUGGGGCCUCACAAAGCUGAUCUUCUGUGUCUGCACACAACUCCCCGAGGUGUAGAUGUGCAAGCAGGGAGACCUCAGCUGUUGGUUUGUGAGAGGAAGGACAGAGGCCUGAUACCUGACUCCAAAUAAAUGUCACCCUGCGCGCUGCUGCUCACUUCACACUGUUGGUGACAGAGGAUCUCGCUUGCUUUGCACCUUAAAUCUUUUAGUUCUGGCUAAAAUGCUCUUUAAACUUGUUUUCAAAGCAUGACUGUGCUGCAUUUAGAGUGUAGCUGGGCCAAGUGUGACUUUAGAAGAUGGACACUUCCAUUGCUGUCUGGAAGCAUCACCCUGUUGGUGCUUGGGAGCAGGCUGGGCUGUCUAAGUGGGUGUCCCUGCUUUAUCCACAGAGCACAGCAAGACAGGGGCCUUGAAAAAUCUUUAGAAAUGGGCUGGUGUCUGAGAAUCCUCCUCUUAUUCCUGGUCUGUGGCAAACAACGUUGUGUCACGGUGUGUGGAGGCACAGCAGAGGGGCAGCAUGUGAGGGACAAUGGACCACGAGAGCUUCCCUGGCCAAGUGAAAGGAGAGGGGACAAAAAGAGCCAAGCAGCCCCUUGUGCUGUCCAGUUCUGCCGCAGGAUCCAGUGUGCCCAGGAUCCCCUGGGGGCUCUUCCACAGCCACACCCAGCUGAGCACCAAACCCUUUAUCUUGUAGACUUUACUGAGGGCUUUUGUGGUUUACCUUAUCUCUUUCAACCAUCUUUAUGGCAGGUGUGCAUCCAAACUAUCUGCCUUUGGAAAGGUGACCUGCAAAGGGAAGGCUGCUUGUGGCAUUGCUUCACAUGGCCUGUCAAACAAUCAGAAGGAUUUAGAAGGUAGGGGAGCUUUCUUUGGGGCAGAAGGGCAGGUUUUGCUUGGCCUGGCAGACAAUCAUCUGCUGUGGUGUCAUCCUUGUGCAGCUGCUCAACCAAGGACAAAGGGGCUCAAAUUGCAGGGAUUCCCAGGGGAAGGGUAUUUUAACCACAACAUUUUAAGGUUUAGUCCAGUUCUGAUGAGUAUUUUUUAAGCCUUUUCUUUUCCUGAAUGCCAGUCUUCCAGAAAAGCUCCAGCAAAAGUGAUAGAACAGCAAUAUGGAAUUUCUAACUACUGAAACUGCCCUCUUGCAGCCCUUUCAGAAGAACCAGCUGUGUCCCAGUAAAGCACUGGUUCAUCUCCACUGGCCAUCCCCACUUCCUUUCAGAUGCCACUUCGGUUUCUUCUUCCCCCCACAGAAGAGAUGGGCAGUGGGACAGGGCAGCAUCCAACUGCUUUUCCCGAGUCACAGAAUAGCUGAGGUUGGAGGGACCUUUGGAGAUCACCUGGUCCAAACCCCCUGCCCAAGCAGGGCCACCCAGAGCCCCUGCCCAGGACAAGGCCCAGGCAGCUUCUGAGUAUCUCCAGGAAUGGAGACUCCACAACCCGAGUGCCCAACACUGGAGCCUGUUCAGUGCUGAUCCCUCCUGUGGUGGAAAAACGUGGGGAUUUGCCUGUUGUCACUCCCAUGGAGAGCAUUUUCCCUGCUCUUACCUAUCACCACAUGUCAGGUAGGUAGAUGCUGGCAGAGGUAGUGCUGACCUGACAGUUGGUUCUUUCCCCCUAAAUCAGAGGCUGCAGAAUUGCUGCUGCUUCUGUGUUUUAUUCCCAAACUGCCCUCUGGCAGGAUAGCACAAGGAUGCUAUCUGGGGAAGCUGGUUCUGCUGUAAAUCCCCACCUAGUUCUUCUUCCUUCCACUGCUGCUUCCAAAAUUGUUACUGUUCCCUCUCCCUUGAGCUAGGCCUGGCUUUCUCUUCAGCCUUAAAGGUCUCCAUUGUGGCCAAUUCUCUGCUUUCAGCCUUGCAAAGGACCGUAUGGCUCGUGAUGCUUGUUACUUGUCCCAGUAGAGAGCAUGUCUUGCUCUACUGGUUGGGGCAGGGGAUGAGGCAUAAAUCCUGUUGUUUGCUCUCCCCAGCACUGUCAGGCAGCCAUGGGGGCACAGACACCCUCACAGCUGGGCACUGGUAGGGGCUGGAAUUUAAAGUCAUUGUCUUUGCAACAGGGGUGGCACCACAUCGGACACAGUAACGCCAAGCACAGAGUGUGUGCUCAGAGUGAGCUCAGUGGGGCACUUUCUCUUCCUACCACUGUGGGAAUCAGCUGACUCAUAGGUGCAAUUCUCUCUUCUUCCUGCAUUUACACCCUUUUUGAUCCCCAAGCAGUGCACUCGAUUUAAUCACGUUCUUUGUUAGCGUGGUUGGGGUGAGGCUGAGCCAAGAGUCUGGGCUUUGGGACUGCACCAAAUUUAGCCACUGGGAAAGGGGAACUGAAGGGAGCAGCACUGCUGAUGCAGAACACAACAGGGAGGGAGGGCUGUCCUUGUCCCCCUCACCCAGGAUGUUCCUCCUGAGCACCACCGGCCUCGUGUCAGUGACGCACAGCCCAACACGUGCGUGUUGACAUCCACCACGGGGGCUAUGCAGGAGUUGUGGGGCAGACCAUGCUCUGUGGGCGGCAGGAACUAAACCCCACAGCCAGGGGAGGGACACAGAGCAGCCCCUCCCUACAAGGCAGGGGAGAAUGAGGGGUGGGAUGGGUUACACUGUGCAGCCACAGAGCAAUCCCGACCCUGGUGUCCCACCACUUACCCGAGGCAGGCUUUGACUCUGGGGCAGCUGUAGCUGUAAUGAGCACCAACAGCUCCAGAAGAAGGUUGCUGCAGGGCCCACAGGCUGCUGUCUCCUCUUGUUACACACUCAGCCCAGCCUGGCUGCUAAUGGGGAGCUGGCAGGUACUGAAAUGUAGUGACUGCAGCACACAUGGAAACCUCCACCAGCGCUGUCCCGCACCAGUGGGCACUGGGAUCAUGCUGCAGUUCCCUGGAGUGUUGAAUAAGGCCCUCAGCCCAUUCCCUGGAGGCAGGUAAUGAGGUUCUGGGACAGCUGAGUGAUUAUCACCCCUACACACUGAGCAAUGUCUGUACCAAAGGAGGUCGUUCUACCCAUGUGUCUGUUGUGAGGCCGAUGGGCUCGGCACCGCACGUUGUUUGUAUUGGUAGUGAACUCAUUGAGGGCAGGAAAGGAUUAAAAUUGAACACAUUAAUCACCAAUCACUCUACCAGUGUUGUCAACUGGUCUUGUUUUUUAAUUGUUAUUGUAAUAUAUUUUGGUUGGUUUUCUAAUUUAAUUCUCUCACUAUUGUCUGACUGUGAACUGCGAACAGUGUUAAACUUGAUGUAAAUAAGGCCCUUGGAAGGGCCUCUUUGCCUGUCGUUCCACAAAGUUUUGCCAAUUUGCAUUUUAUUUUAAAUAAAGGUUGCAAUAUUUUAUUGGCAAAAACCA